AUGACUGAGAAAGUCAGAAACGAUCACGUGGCUCCGAUCUACAUCAUCAACCUUCUGAUUUCUGACCUCAUUCAACUCUGCUGCAUGAUCGUUGAAGUGGUACGACUUGAGAUUUGGAGAAUAAGCUUCAAUGUUAUAUUCUAUAUUGCUCUGAUGGCGAGUGUUGGCUUCAUGGUGUGUGUCGCCAUGGAAAGGUAUCUGGUCAUCGCCUGGCCGCUGUGGUACCGCUUCAGGCGAACCAUCAAGAACUCUGUAGUGGUCUGUGUCGUGGUCUGGAGCCUUUCUCUUUUCUUUUUUGUAUUUGUCCAUUUCUUGCAAUAUUCUCAGGUGACACAUACCAUCUUUGCCGUCUUUCUCCUCCUUCCCUUCCCUCUGUUCAUAUUCUUCCUGCGUGGGACCGUUAAAGCCCUUUCUGCAGCCAUUAGUGUCCCUGCUGAUGAAAAACGCCGAAUUGUUGCAGUUUUGAUUCUGGUUCUGCUUAUUUACACAGUGUUGUUCCUGCCCACCAUCAUUUUGUUACUUGUAAAAGAGAUCAAAUAUAACGAUGCCCUCAGAUGUGUGUCUUUCAUUUUAUUAAAGUUGAGUCCUCUUGCAGACGUGUUCCUGUAUGUUUUCAGUAGGAAAGGAGCUGUAGACAAGCUGUUGGCCUCUCUGUGUCGUUGCAGGAUGGACAGCAAUGAUAGAAACAGACCAACAGAAUGA
Messenger RNA from Seriola dumerili (greater amberjack), 702 nucleotides. Its product is annotated as G-protein coupled receptor 4-like. The record is from RefSeq and is a predicted model, not a curated record. NCBI's taxonomy places the organism in Eukaryota, Metazoa, Chordata, Actinopteri, Carangiformes, Carangidae. The coding region runs from base 1 to 702 and encodes 233 amino acids. The transcript has 3 exons. Gene Ontology annotation, biological process: positive regulation of Rho protein signal transduction; phospholipase C-activating G protein-coupled receptor signaling pathway. Gene Ontology annotation, molecular function: G protein-coupled receptor activity. Gene Ontology annotation, cellular component: membrane.